GUGUUAAAGAUGGCAGAUAUUGUUGAAAAAGGAGCAAGUAUCUAUUGGCCAGCACUGAAGAAUAUUUACAAAGAUGUAAAUGAAGGUCUGACAGAAACACAGGAUAUCGUGCUUUAUCUGAAGCCACUGCAAAAAAUACUUGAUGAAAUUGAAAAUUUGGAGUACUUACAGCUUCCAGACUAUGUGGGAGCUGUGAUGCACAUGCUGUGUCUUACCUGGGCUAACUGUAAUCACUACAGACACCCUGCAAGGAUCAUUGUCAUCCUGCAAGAGAUCUGCAACCUCUUUAUUGAUAUGACAAGGGACUUUCUGGGUCCAGAAGAGGUGAUGAAGGGUCUUAUGGGGGAAAUCACUGAGCUUCUGGAAAACAUCAGAAUGAGCAUCGCCACCCUGUUAACCAUUAGAGAAACUUAUGAACGGUGCAAAAUCAACAUGGACAAAUACUUCAAAAAUGGAAAAGCAAAGAACUGGGACUUCCCAUCUCACCUGGUGUUUACCAGGCUCAAUGCCUUCUUGCAACGUCUACAGACUAUAGAGGAGGUGUAUUCAGUGUCAGUGGAGCUGCUAAAGCUGGAGAAGGUGGACAUCCAGGGGGUCAGAGGCAACACGUUGGGAUGCAUGGUCUUCAGUAUCUAUGAGGAGUUUCUGGAGUUCAUCAAGAUAUUUGCAGAGUGUAAAUAUGAUGCGAUCAAUGUAGAUGACAAGGGCUUUGAUGAGAACUUCAGAAAGUUCCAGAAAAAAAUCACAGACCUUGAGAGACGUUUGGGCACCAUCCUGUGCCAGGCAUUUGAUGAUUGUGCAUCCACAGAAUCUGCUGUCAAGUUGUUGGAGAUGUUUGGCUUUAUCCUGGACCGCCAACACGUCCAGAGCCAGAUUUUUUCAAAGUACAAUAAGCUUGUGGAGAUGUUCAGCACAGAACUGGACUGCACAAAGCUGGUUUACGACACCCAGAUGGCAGCGGUCGAGGCAUGUAAAGGCAUAGAGACAUCUAAACGCAUUCCGCCAAUGGCCAAGAACAUGCCCCAUGUCGCUGGGAAACUCAAUUGGAUCCGGGAGGUAAAAGACCGCAUCCAGAUCCCCAUGAAGAGCUUCAAGGCUAUCCACCACCCCUGUAUGGACACGGACGAUGCCAGACUAGUGUUCCAGAAAUAUGAAGAGAUGAUGAGGCUGCUGCACCAGUACCAUGUGAGCGUGUACACAGAGUGGACGUCCCGGGUCGACACUGACUGCCAGUUCAACCUGGAGCAGCCUCUGCUGUUACGUGACACCAAGAACGUCCUCAGUGUCAACUUCAACAUGCAGCUGAUAGCCGUUCUGAGGGAGGUGAAGUAUCUUACUAUGCAGGGCCAGGAGGACAUCCCUUCCAGUGCUGCAGAUGUCUUUGCCCGGAACGAGACCUUCAGGAAAUAUGUGGGCAAUUUGGACCUCAUUGUCUCCUGGUACAACCAGAUCCGAGCCACAGUCCUGCCUGUGGAGUUUCCUCUGAUCACAGAGGAGCUGAAGGGCAUUGAUGAGAAACUUGCCCUGGCUGAGAGCACUCUGAGCUGGAACAGUGACGGUGUUUGGGAGUACAUCCAGCAUAUGAGAGACCAACUGCAUGACUUUGGGAGCAGGAUUAACCAGGCUAAGACCAAUGUGGAGGCCAUGCACCUAAUUCUGGAGGAGUGGUCUGUGAGCCCCAUGUUUGAGAGGAAGGACACUAAGGAUGCCCUGCUGGACCUUGAUGGAAGACAAGCAGCCCUCAACAAGAAGUACAACUCCAUCAAAGAGUCUGGCAACAAACUCCACCAACUGACAGAGGAGAAUAAGAAGCUGUUUAGAGCUGAUAAAAGCACUGAGUGGAUGGAGUACGUUGACUACAUCGAUGACAAAGUCUUGGAUGGUUUCUUCAAUGUUGUCCAUGUGUCUCUCAAGUUCCUUAUCAGUAAUAUGAACCCAAAGUCAAUUAUAAACCCGCUGUUUGAGGUACGUUUUGAGUUUGAGGACGGAGACACAUCAUUCUGUCCAUCCUUGGGCUACGGUACAUCUGAUGGCUUCUAUGACCUGGUCGAGAGCCUCAUCCAUGAUGUGUACAAAGCUGCCAAACUAGUCCCUCGAAUAUCAAUGACCAACAAAGCUUCCUACCAGCUGGAGUUGGAUGAGAUGUCAGAGCUGUCAGACAUGCGUGAGAAUGUGUUGAACCAGGUGGUUGAAGUAAUGAAGGAGGCCCAAGACUACCAGGAGGUGCUCUAUAAAUAUGCCUAUCUGUGGCAGGAUGACAGGGAUGAGUUCAUGAAGCAAUUCCUCCUCUACAGCAAAGUUCUUACCCCAGAGGAGAUUGAGGCGCAUGGAGAGGAGAGUGUGCCCCAAAACCCCCCCACACUGAAAGAGUUCAAAGAAGAGAUUAAUACAUAUGAGAAACUGUACAAGGAGGUAAGCAACCUUGAGAACUCCCAGGUCCUGCAGCACUGGCUCCAGAUUGACAUACGGCCCUUCAAACGCACCCUGCUUCACACCAUCAAAUGCUGGUGCCUAUUGUUCAAACAGUACCUCAUAGACAGAGUUACCAACAGCCUAAAGGACCUGGAAAGCUUCAUCAAGGAGGUGAAGGAUGGCCUGUCAAACACAGUGGAGGAAGGGGAUUACCAGGGCCUAGUGGGGGUCAUGGGUCUCCUGAUGAGGAUGAAAGAGAGACAGGUGGCCACAGACACCAUGUUCUCCCCUCUCAAGGAAACCAUCCAGUUCCUCAAAGACUUUGGAGAAGAGCUGCCUGACGAGGUCCAUGCUCAGCUACAGGAUCUUCCAGAGCACUGGAAUAAUGUGAAAAAGAUAUCCCUUCAAGUCAAGCAGAACAUGGCUCCACUGCAAGCAAAUGAAGUAAACAUUGUUCGAAGGAAAUGCCAACAAUUUGAGAUCAAACAGCAUGAGUUUAGAGAGAUGUUCAAACAACAGCCAAUAUUCCUAUUUUCGUUUGAAAACCCACACAAUGCUCUCGAUGAUAUUCAGAAUUACAUAAUGAGUCUGGAAAAAGAAAUGGAGAGCUUGUCGGACUCCGCCAGUCUUUUUGAGGUGAAUUUCCCUGACUACAAACAGCUCAAAGCCUGUCGCAAAGAGAUCAUCCUGCUCAAAGAACUCUGGGACAUGAUCCUUCUGGUGCGUGGAAACAUGGACAACUGGAAGACCACCCUGUGGAAGGAUAUCAAUGUGGAACAGAUGGACAUUGACACUAAGAAGUACGCCAAGGACAUAAAGGGGCUGGACAAGGAGAUAAGGGCCUGGGAUGCCUUCCUUGGAUUGGACGGCAUGGUGAAGAACAUGAUGAUAUCACUGCGUGCCGUGGGAGACCUGCAGAACCCGGCUAUCAGAGACCGCCACUGGCUGCAGCUCAUGACAGCUACUAAGGUGAAGUUUGAGAUGUCUGAGAAGACCACCUUUAAGGACUUACUGAAGCUCAACCUUCACAAGUUUGAAGAUGAAGUGCGCAGCAUCGUGGACAAGGCAGUCAAAGAGUCUGGCAUGGAGAAGACUCUAGCUGAUCUGGACAGCACAUGGAGCUCCAUGGUGUUUGAACACGAGCCUCACAGCCGGACAGGCACCAUGCUGCUCAAACCCAAUGAGGAGCUGGUGGAGACUUUGGAAGACAAUCAGGUGCAACUACAGACCCUGAUGACCUCCAAAUACAUUGCUCACUUCCUGAAGAAGGUGUCCAGCUGGCAGCAUAGGCUGUCCACAGCAGACUCUGUCAUCUCUCUCUGGUUCACUGUGCAGCGCACCUGGACCCAUCUGGAGAGCAUCUUCAUCGGCUCCGAGGACAUCCGUACACAGCUCCCCGAGGACUCCAAGCGAUUUGUCAAAAUCGACACAAACUUCAAGGAAAUCAUGGCUGAGGCAGUGAAGGUUACCAACGUGGUAGAGUCCACCAAUAAGAAAGGGCUUCUGGAGGAACUGGAGGGUUUGGAGACAGGACUGUCAUUGUGUGAGAAGGCUCUGGCUGAGUACCUGGAAACCAAGCGUCUGGCCUUCCCCAGGUUCUACUUUGUAUCGUCUGCUGACCUGCUGGACAUACUGUCCAAUGGAAACAACCCUGUUGAGGUUAGCAAACAUCUUUCUAAGCUGUUUGACAGCCUGUCCAACCUCAAGUUCAAGUCGGAUGAGAGUGGCAAGCCCAUCAAAGUGGCACUGGGCAUGUGGAGUGAAGAGAUUGAAUAUGUCACCUUUGACAAGGAAUGUGACUGCUCAGGACAGGUGGAGAUGUGGCUUAACCGUGUGCUGGAAAGUAUGUGUGCCACUCUGAGGAUGGAGUUUGGAGACGCUGUCCAGGCCUAUGAGGAGAAACCCAGGGAGCAGUGGUUGUUUGACUACCCAGCCCAGGUUGCCCUGGCCACCACACAGAUCUGGUGGACCACAGAGGUGGGCGUCGCAUUCGCCCGGUUGGAGGAGGGCUAUGAGAACGCCAUGAAAGACUACUUCAAGAAACAAGUGACCCAGCUGAACACUCUGAUCACACUACUGAUUGGAGGGUUGACCAGAGGAGAACGGCAGAAGAUCAUGACCAUCUGUACCAUCGAUGUCCACGCUCGAGACGUAGUCGCUAAACUCAUCAGCACCAAGAUAGAUAAUGUUGGGGCAUUCAUGUGGCAGUCUCAGCUGAGGCAUCGCUGGAAUGAGUGUAAUAGGCAUUGCUUUGCCAACAUCUGUGAUGCCCAGUUCAGAUACUCCUAUGAGUACCUGGGAAACACCCCUCGAUUAGUCAUCACCCCACUGACUGACAGAUGUUACAUCACACUGACCCAGUCUCUCCAUCUCAUCAUGGGCGGGGCUCCGGCCGGUCCUGCUGGUACCGGGAAAACUGAAACCACUAAGGAUUUGGGUCGAGCCCUUGGCAUUAUGGUCUAUGUAUUCAACUGCUCUGAGCAGAUGGACUACAAAUCUUGUGGAGACAUCUAUAAAGGUCUGGCUCAGACUGGUGCCUGGGGCUGCUUUGACGAGUUCAACCGAAUCUCUGUGGAGGUGUUGUCUGUCAUCGCAGUGCAGGUGAAGUCUGUUCAGGAUGCUGUUAGGGACAAGAAGACCAUCUUUAACUUCCUGGGUGAGAUUAUCAAGCUGAUCCCAACCGUGGGAGCCUUCAUCACCAUGAACCCUGGCUAUGCUGGCCGUGCAGAACUACCAGAGAACCUCAAGGCUUUGUUCAGGCCAUGUGCCAUGGUGGUGCCAGACUUUGAGUUAAUCUGUGAGAUCAUGCUGGUGGCUGAAGGCUUCAUUGAUGCCAGAGUCCUGGCCAGAAAGUUCAUCACCCUCUACACCCUCUGCAAAGAGCUGCUCUCCAAACAGGACCACUAUGACUGGGGUCUGCGUGCAAUAAAAUCUGUGCUGGUUGUGGCUGGCUCUCUAAAGAGAGGAGACCCUGACCGCCCAGAGGACCAGGUUUUAAUGAGAGCUUUAAGAGACUUCAACGUCCCAAAGAUUGUGAUGGACGACCUGCCUGUGUUUCUGGGGCUGAUUGGAGACCUGUUCCCUGCUCUGGACGUCCCAAGAAAGAGAGACCUGGAAUUUGAGAAGGUUGUGAGGCAGUCAGUGUUGGACCUGAAGCUGCAGGCAGAGGAUAGUUUUGUCCUGAAGGUGGUUCAGCUAGAGGAGCUCCUGGCAGUCCGUCACUCCGUCUUCAUUAUCGGCAAUGCCGGUACUGGCAAGUCCAAGGUGAUGCGCUCACUGAAUAAGACCUAUCAGAACAUGAAGAGGAAGCCGGUGAUUGUGGAUCUGGACCCCAAGGCUGUCACCUGUGACGAGCUGUUUGGAAUUAUCAACCCUGCCACCCGAGAGUGGAAAGACGGUCUUUUCUCCUGUGUGAUGAGAGACCUGGCCAUAAUCAGCCAUGAUGGGCCCAAAUGGAUUGUGUUGGAUGGAGACAUCGACCCUAUGUGGAUUGAGUCCCUCAACACUGUUAUGGAUGACAACAAGGUUUUGACUCUGGCCAGUAACGAGCGUAUCCCUCUCAACCCCACCAUGCGUCUGGUAUUUGAGAUUAAAGACCUGCGGACAGCUACUCCAGCCACUGUGUCCCGUGCUGGAAUUCUCUUCAUCAACCCUGCUGACCUGGGCUGGAGCCCGGUAGUGACCAGCUGGAUUGAGAAGCGAGAGGUCCAGGCAGAGAAGGCCAAUUUGUUAAUUCUGUUUGACAAGUACCUGCCAACCUGUCUGGAGAAGCUCAAGUUUGGAUUCAAGAAGAUCACUCCUAUCCCAGAGGUGACACUGGUCCAAACUCUGCUCCACUUCAUGGAGUUUCUGCUGGUGCCUGAGAACACCCCGUCUGACUGCAACAAGGAACUCUACGAGCUCUACUUUGUCUUUGCCUGUGUGUGGGCCUUCGGAGGAGCCAUGUUCCAGGACCAGCUGACAGACUACCGUGUGGAGUUCAGUAAGUGGUGGGUGAAUGAGUUCAAGACCAUCAAGUUCCCAUCGGCAGGGACUGUGUUUGACUACUACAUCGACAGAGACUCCAAGAAGUUCCAGCCCUGGACAGACUUAGUCCCCACAUUCCAACUGGAUCCAGACCUCCCACUGCAGGCAUCUAUGGUGCACACAGCUGAGACCAUCCGUAUCCGUUACUUCAUGGACAAGCUGAUGGAGAGGAAAUGUCCCGUGAUGUUGGUGGGCAACGCGGGCAGCGGCAAGUCAGUCCUGAUGGGAGACAAACUCCGUAGCCUCAGCACUGAUCAGUAUGUGGUCCAGUCUGUCCCCUUCAAUUUCUAUACCACCUCAGCCAUGCUGCAGGCCAUCCUGGAGAAACCCCUGGAGAAGAAGGCAGGCCGGAACUAUGGCCCCCCCGGCAACAGGAGCCUAAUUUACUUCAUAGAUGACAUGAACAUGCCUGAGGUGGAUAGGUACUUCACUGUGGCUCCGCACACACUCAUCCGCCAGCACAUGGACCAUGGACACUGGUACGACAGAGCCAAGCUGACUCUGAAGGACAUCCAUAACUGCCAGUACGUUGCCUGUAUGAACCCUACAGCAGGCAGCUUCACAAUCGACUCCCGACUGCAGAGGCACUUCUGUGUUUUUGCUGUGAGUUUCCCGGGCCAGGACUCGCUUCACAGCAUCUAUAACACCAUUUUCUCCCAACAUCUGGAAAUGAAUGGCUUUCUCCCUGCUGUUAAGAAGUUCUGCUCCACACUAGUCACCUCCGCAAUCAUGUUUCACAACAAGAUCUCCACUUCCUUUCUCCCCACGGCGGUCAAAUUCCAUUAUGUCUUCAACCUCAGAGAUCUCUCCAAUAUCUUUCAGGGUCUUCUGUUUUCCACGGCAGAAUGUGUCAAGGCCCCUGCUGAGCUGCUGAGACUGUGGCUGCAUGAGUGUGACCGUGUCUAUGGAGACAAGCUAGUGGAUGAGAAGGACAUUGAGCUGUUUGCCAAGAUCCAGGGGGAUGUCUGCAAGAAGUGCUUUGAGAAUAUAGAUGCUGGUUUCCUCUUUGAGAAGCCCAACAUUUUCUGUCACUUCUCACAAGGCAUCGGUGAGCCCAAGUACUUCCCCAUCCCAGACUGGGGGUCUCUGAACAAGCUGCUACUGGAGGGCCUGGACAACUACAAUGAAGUCAACGCUGUCAUGAACCUAGUGCUGUUUGAAGAUGCCAUGUCCCAUAUAUGUCGUAUCAGUCGUAUACUGGAGUCUCCUCGUGGUAAUGCCCUUCUAGUUGGGGUGGGCGGCAGCGGAAAGCAGUCUCUGUCUCGCCUGGCUGCCAGCAUCUCCAACCUGGAAGUGUUCCAGAUCACCCUGAGGAAAGGCUAUGGGAUCCCUGACCUCAAGCUUGACCUGGCAGCCCAGUACAUGAAGGCCGGAGUGAAGAACAUUGGAACUGUCUUCCUGAUGACUGACAGUCAGGUGGCAGAGGAGCAGUUCCUGGUGCUGAUCAAUGAUCUGCUGGCAUCCGGGGAGGUCCCUGGUCUGUUCCAAGAUGAUGAGGUGGAGAACAUCAUCACUGCCAUGAGGAACGAGGUCAAGGCCAUGAGCCUGCCUGACUCACGCGAAAGCUGCUGGAAGUUCUUUAUCGACCGAGUCAGGAAGCAGCUCAAGGUGAUCCUUUGUUUUUCUCCGGUGGGCUCCACUCUGAGGGUGCGGGCCAGGAAGUUCCCAGCCGUGGUCAACUGCACUUCCAUCGACUGGUUCCACGAGUGGCCAGAGGACGCGCUGGUGUCUGUCAGUGCUCGCUUCCUCUCCGAGACAGAAGGCAUCAUGCCAGAGGUGAAGGACUCUCUGAGCUUGUUCAUGUCCUUCGUCCAUAAGACAGUAAAUGAGAUGUCAAAAUCCUACCUGCUGUCAGACCGCCGCUACAACUAUACCACACCCAAGACCUUCCUGGAGCAGAUUAAACUCUACCAGAACCUCCUUGCAGUCAAAAGGAGCGAGUUGCUGUCCAAGAUGGAACGCCUUGAGAACGGACUCACCAAAUUAGAAAACACAUCCGCCCAGGUGGAUGAUCUAAAGGCCAAGCUGGCCAUGCAGGAGGUGGAGCUCAAGCAGAAGAACGGGGAAGCUGACAAGCUCAUUAAGGUGGUUAGUGUUGAAACGGACAAAGUGUUCAAGGAGAAGGCAAUAGCCAAUAGCGAGGAGCUCAAAGUGCAAGUCAUUGCAGAGAAUGUGGGAGUAAAACAGAGGUCCUGUGAAGCGGACCUGGCCAAGGCAGAGCCAGCCUUACUGGCUGCCCAGGAGGCUCUCAAUACUCUCAACAAGAACAACCUGACAGAGUUAAAGUCAUUUGGCUCUCCCCCGGAAGCAGUGGUGAACGUGAUGGGGGCUGUUAUGGUCUUAAUGGCCCCCGGAGGGAAGGUCACCAAAGACAGGAGCUGGAAGGCUGCUAAGAACAUGAUGGCCAAAGUUGACACCUUCCUGGACGCCCUGAUCAACUACAAGAAGGAGAACAUCCCAGACGCCUGCAUCAAGGCCUUCCAACCAUAUAAGAAUGACCCUACAUUCCAGCCAGACUUCAUCCGCUCCAAGUCACUUGCAGCUGCGGGUCUGUGUUCAUGGUGCAUCAACAUUGUGAUGUUCUACGAGGUGUACUGUGACGUGGAGCCCAAGCGCCAGGCCCUCGCCCAGGCCAAUGCUGAGCUGGCUGCUGCCUCGGACAAACUCUCUGUCAUCAAGUCCAAGAUCAAUCACCUGAAUGCUAACCUGGCUAAGCUGACUGCUGAGUUUGAGAAAGCCACAUCAGACAAGCAGAAGUGUCAACAGGAAGCAGAUGCCACCAAUCAGACCAUCUCCCUGGCCAACAGGCUCGUUGGAGGCCUGGCCUCAGAGAAGGUGCGUUGGUCGGAGUCGGUGGCCCAGUUUAAGAUCCAGGAGAAGACUCUGAGUGGUGAUGUCAUGCUCAUCUCCGCCUUCGUCUCAUAUGUGGGCUACUUCACCAAGAAGUACCGCAUAGAGCUCAUGGAAAAGUACUGGCUGCCCUUUCUCAAAGAGCUCAAGGUCCCCAUACCAAUUACAGAGGGGCUGGACCCCCUGAUGCUGCUGACUGAUGAUGCGGACAUAGCAGCCUGGAGCAACCAGGGCUUGCCUAGUGAUCGCAUGUCUAUAGAGAAUGCCACCAUUCUGUGCAACACAGAGCGCUGGCCGCUCAUCGUCGACGCUCAACUCCAGGGCAUCAAGUGGAUCAAAAACAAAUAUGGAGACAGCCUUAAAGUCAUUCGGCUGGGACAAAAAGGCUACUUGGACAGCAUCGAGGCAGCCGUGUCUAAUGGGGACACUCUGCUGAUUGAGAAUCUCAGUGAGACUGUGGAGCCUGUCCUGGACCCUCUACUGGGGAGGAAUACCAUUAAGAAGGGCAAGUACAUCCGGAUGGGAGACAAAGAAGUGGAGUACAGUCCUAACUUCCGUCUCAUCCUGCACACUAAGUACUUCAACCCUCACUACAAGCCUGAGAUGCAGGCUCAGUGUACACUCAUAAACUUCCUGGUUACCAGAGACGGGAUGGAGGACCAGCUGCUAGCUGCUGUUGUCGCUAAGGAAAGACCGGACCUGGAGAUGCUCAAGGCUGAGCUCACCAAGCAGCAGAACAACUUCAAGAUUGUACUGAAACAGCUGGAGGACUCUCUGCUUGCUCGCCUUUCGGCUGCCUCCGGGAACUUUCUUGGAGACACUGCCCUUGUAGAGAACCUGGAGGUUACUAAGGCAACCGCUACUGAGAUUGGGGAGAAGGUGCGCGAGGCAAAGGCAACUGAGGUUAAGAUCAACGAGGCCAGAGAGAACUACAGGCCUGUAUCAGUACGAGCUGCACUGCUCUAUUUUAUCCUCAAUGACAUAAACAAGAUCAAUCCCAUCUACCAGUUCUCCCUCAAGGCAUUCAGUGUGGUGUUUGAAGUGGCCAUCAUGCGUACAGAGCCGGCAGAUCAAGUGAAACAGAGAGUGAUCAACCUGAUCGACCAGAUCACCUUCUCUGUGUUUUUGUACAUCAACCGCAGCCUGUUUGAGAGAGACAAGCUCACGUUCAUCGCUCAGGUUGCAUUCCAGAUUUUGCUAAUGAAGAAGGAGAUCAACCCUACUGAGCUGGACUUCCUCCUGAGGUUCCCUUUCAAAGCCGGCUUGAGCUCUCCUGUUGACUUCCUGGCCACCCCGGGCUGGGGUGGCAUUAAGGCCCUGUCAGAGUUUGAUGAGUUUAAGAACUUGGACCGGGACAUUGAGGGCUCAGCAAAGCGCUGGAAGAAGUUUGUGGAGUCGGAGGCUCCGGAAAAGGAGACGUUUCCCCAGGAGUGGAAGAGCAAAACGGCCCUCCAGAAGCUCUGCAUGAUGAGGUGUUUGAGACCUGAUCGCAUGUCCUAUGCAAUCAGUAAUUUUGUGGAGGAGAAAAUGGGCAUGAAGUACGUGGAGGGGAGGAGUGUGGAGUUCGCCGUCUCAUUUGAGGAGAGCAGCUCAUCUACGCCCAUGUUCUUCAUCCUCUCCCCGGGAGUGAACCCACUGAAAGACGUGGAGGCUCUAGGUCGGAAGAUGGGCUUCACCUUUGACAAUGGGAAAUUGCACAACGUGUCUCUGGGUCAGGGCCAGGAGGUGGUGGCCGAGGUGGCUCUGGAACUGGCAGCUAGAGAGGGACACUGGGUAAUACUGCAGAACAUCCACCUGGUGGCCAAGUGGCUGGGCGUCCUGGAUAAACUAGUGGAGCGCUACAGCGUCGGUAGCAAUAGUGACUUCCGUGUGUACAUGUCAGCUGAGCCAGCCCCCACACCAGAAUCACAUAUCAUCCCCCAGGGCCUGCUGGAGAACUGCAUCAAGAUCACCAACGAACCGCCCACCGGCAUGCAGGCCAACCUGCACAAGGCCCUGUACCUCUUCAACCAGGUUACACACACACACACACACACGUUGGGUUUACUGUCAAGGUGACUGGCAAUUUGGAAACUUUAAAAAU
Molecule: messenger RNA, 11371 nt
Organism: Esox lucius (northern pike)
Lineage: Eukaryota; Metazoa; Chordata; Actinopteri; Esociformes; Esocidae
Product: dynein heavy chain 17, axonemal
Exons: 67
Coding region: 10-11346 (3778 amino acids)
Biological process (GO): microtubule-based movement
Cellular component (GO): dynein complex
Molecular function (GO): ATP binding; dynein light intermediate chain binding; dynein intermediate chain binding
Source: RefSeq, a predicted model, not a curated record